Molecule: messenger RNA, 951 nt
Organism: Hordeum vulgare subsp. vulgare (domesticated barley)
Lineage: Eukaryota; Viridiplantae; Streptophyta; Magnoliopsida; Poales; Poaceae
Product: ubiquitin-conjugating enzyme E2 36
Exons: 8
Coding region: 191-652 (153 amino acids)
Biological process (GO): protein K63-linked ubiquitination; DNA damage tolerance
Cellular component (GO): nucleus
Molecular function (GO): ubiquitin conjugating enzyme activity
Source: RefSeq, a predicted model, not a curated record
UCUGGAAUGGAAUAAAGCAACAGAUGUAUUCUCCACCUUUAGCAGAACCGCGUCCGUGCGUAUAAUAGGGAGCAUCCACCCGCACUGCCUCCCCCGUGUUCUUCCCCCAUCCCAACUGACGCCUCCUCCGCACGAAACACCGGCGCCGCACUCAUCGGAGAGGAGGAAGCUCCUGCCCCGGCUCGAUCCGAUGGCCAACAGCAACCUCCCGCGACGAAUCAUCAAGGAGACGCAGAGACUCCUCAGCGAGCCAGCUCCGGGGAUUAGCGCUUCGCCCUCGGAGGAGAACAUGCGGUAUUUCAACGUCAUGAUCCUUGGGCCGGCGCAGUCGCCCUACGAAGGGGGAGUUUUUAAGCUGGAACUAUUUUUACCCGAGGAAUAUCCGAUGGCUGCCCCAAAGGUUAGGUUUCUGACCAAAAUAUAUCAUCCCAACAUUGACAAGCUUGGUAGGAUAUGCCUUGACAUUCUCAAGGAUAAAUGGAGUCCGGCUCUUCAGAUUCGAACAGUUCUUUUGAGUAUCCAGGCACUCUUAAGUGCACCAAAUCCAGAUGACCCUCUCUCUGAAAACAUUGCCAAGCACUGGAAAUCCAAUGAGGCAGAAGCUGUUGAAACAGCGAAGGAGUGGACCCGUCUGUACGCCAGUGGUGCAUGACAACCCCAUGCUGCUCUUGAUGUAAUAACCCAUCAUACUUUAGCCAGCAAUCUAGUGCCAUUUGGUUGGUAAAGAACAAACUGGAGAUGUUUGGGCUGGAAGGAAGUAUCUAAAUGACUAGUGCUCGAGCUAUUGGGUUGGUUGUACACCUGUGUUGGUUGGUUCCCUUUACCCUGGGGCACCUUCUGGCUGAUCUGUAUCUGAUAGAACUUUCUAUGCUCCAGUACAUUGCCCUUGUGUAGGAGAACUUAACAAGUGUCCACAUUGUUGAAAUUGAAGCUGGCUUGUUAAUUUGUUCU